This is a messenger RNA of Punica granatum (pomegranate), 942 nucleotides long. NCBI's taxonomy places the organism in Eukaryota, Viridiplantae, Streptophyta, Magnoliopsida, Myrtales, Lythraceae. The record is from RefSeq and is a predicted model, not a curated record.
GCCUCUCUCUCCGCCUCUUUCUCGAUCAUACGUGCAAAACUGUUGUUAACUUUCGUUAUACUAAGGCCUGAUCGGUGAUGGUUGUUGCAUUUCUGUGUUUUCAGAUCAUUCCGGAGAGAAACCGGAGAGCGAUCUCCAAGUACCUCUUUCAAGAGGGUGUUUGCUAUGCCAAGAAGAGCUGCAGUCUGGCGAUCCACCCGAAUAUAGAUGUCCCAAACCUGCAGGUCGUUAAGCUUAUGCAGAGUUUUAAAUCCAGAGCGUAUGUUCUGGAGACGUUCGCAUGGAUGCACUACUAUUGGUACAUUACGAAUGAUGGUGCCGAAUUUCUGAGGACUCACCUCAAUCUUCCAUCCGAUAUUGUGCCGGCUACCAUGAAGAGACCGCCUAGCCUCUUUACUCAACCAAUGGAUGGAUCCCCUGCCGAUCGUCCACGUGGGUUUGACUGUCCACGACGUUUUGAGGGAGACGGUACGAGGUCUGGGGAUCGCGAUGGUUAUCGCAGAGGUGUUUUGGGAGGGUACAAAGGAGGAUUUCCUGCGGACUUCCAGCCUACUUUUCAGGGUUCAGGUGGAAGCCCUGGCUUUGGUUGUGGUGGCGAUGGCAGUCGUCGGUCCUGGUCACCCUCCGACCUCCCUUAGAGACAUCCAGUGGUAUGUAUUCACAGCUCCUGGAUUGCCGUUGGAUCAUAGUAGAUAUAAAUAAACAUGCAGCCUUAGUCCCAUAAUUUCCUGGCCGGAAGUUAUUAGAAUAAAUCGGAGUCCAUCUUUGCUACAUACUGUUCUUUCUUAAUCAAAUGCUUGCAUGAUUACAUCAUGUGCUCCAAAACAAUAUCAUGUAGUUACAUGAAUGCGUCAUGCACUCCAAAACAAUCUCUGGAACGUGGGUUGUCUUUUUUACUUGUAGCCAUGAAGAGGCACGUCGAGCAAAUUCGUGUUGAUUCAA